GCCUCCCAAGUCGGAGUCAGGACACAAACUUUACGCACAAGUUUCCUUUAGGAGCACAGCAGCGCUGCACAGACGCAAGGCUAAAGGACACAAGAGUCUUUCUCAUCUGGGAUAAGAUCUAGCCUGAAGAGACGCUUUUUCUUUGAAGAACUGACUUACAAUUUUAUUUUUUUGUACUUUUUUAAAUGCAAAAUGAACAUUCAGAGCGCAACGUUGUUUUUAAGUUGGAUGUUUCUGUGCAUGGACAUGUGUCUAAGCCAGAAAGACUGCACAGGCGUGGACUGUCCUGAUCUGCAGAACUGCAUUGAGUCAGUUUUAAAGAAGGGCGCCUGCUGUCCCACCUGUGUACAAAAGGGCUGCACCUGUGAGGGUUACCAGUACUACGACUGCGUCCAAGCAGGCUUCCAGAAAGGGAAAGUCCCAGAGAGGGAAUCUUACUUUGUGGAUUUCGGAAGCACUGAAUGCUCCUGUCCCGAGGGAGGUGGCAAGAUAAGCUGUCAUUUUAUUCCAUGCCCCGAGAUUUCCCCCAACUGCAUUGAUAGUUCACAACCUGCAGACGGUUGUCCAAUAUGCAGACGAAUUGGCUGUACCCACGGCACCAAGAAGUACGAGGCGGGGCACUCAUUUCAGAUGGACCGGUGUCAGGUUUGCCACUGUCCAAAUGAUGGUGGAAAGUUAAUGUGUUCACCUAUUCCAGGCUGUGACCUUCGCAGUUCCAACAAUCCCGUGUGGGUUACCACCACUGAGAACAACAGCCCUUUGAGAGACAUUAGCAGCCGUCCUGACAGCCGACAAACAAGUCCUGUGGAACCAUUUUCCAAGCUGGCACUGGGGAACACUCUACCACUGUAUAAGCCGGACCCACCCAGUUUUGGCACAGGGGAUUAUGACUACACACUGGCAGGGCCGACGUCUUCCACUAUCCAAGAUCUGGCCCAACCACUGGAAUCUACUACAGUACCACCAGUUUACCCAGAGUCAAGCUCCACUUCCUUCAGUUCCCAUGAUGACAGGAGACAUGAGCUGAGGGAGACACAAAAAAGCUCUGAUUCAGUGAGCAGUGAGGCUGAGGUCACACAGGACACGGAUCCAACCACCACAGGGCUUCAGAGCGAAACAUCAACAUCGUUGACAACAACCACACAAGGAGUGACCACAGAGAACCAGCUGCAACAGGAAGUUAGUGAAAGGACCAUUAGACAUAACAAUGACAGACACAGAGUGGCACAGGACACUUUAAAAGACACCGCCCGUGCAAACAAGGAGGCCAAGCGCUCUGACCGUCACAAACAUAGUCAAGGCACUCACACAGGGAGUCAUGGCAGCCCCCAUUCUGCUGGCCGAAAGGAGCAGGAAAAGGUGUCUGCAGAGUAUAGGCAGCCGCUCGGUGAAGAGGAGCAGGUCUUGCAUCCCACAACAGAGUUCAGUCCCACCAGCAGAACUCCAAUCAGGAUGAGGGAGGAUGGACAGCAAAGACAAUCCCAAACCCUCAACAACUACCAGGAUGCGAGGGGAGACUCUGAAGUGUCUGCCAAGGAUCUGGUGAAGACCUGCUGCGAGACAGGGGAGAAAUGGGCUUCAGCUAAUGGUCACUGCAACAACAUGGAGCCUCCCACAAACGAUAGACACUCCAUCUGCUGGACUGCCCAACAACAGUGCUGCCGCGGCUCCCUGAGAGAAAGUCGGUGUUUGGCUGGAAUGACUGCAGCCAGAGCAGGAAAUAUGUGUCAAGAGGAUGCCAGCGAUAAAUGUGGGAUCGAUUCCUACAAGGAGUGCUGCGACUGCUGCUCUCUGGGGCUGCGUUUCCACCGUGAGGUGCAUCGCUGCGAAGCCCACCUGCACCUGGGCUUCCACUGCAGACACGUCUUUCUAAAAUGCUGCGAGGGGGAGCAGAGCAGGACGGGGAAUCAAGACGGCUGGCAGAGAGUCAGAGAGAGGCCCGCUCUGGACUCCAGUCCACCGCCAAAAAAAGCAGUAUCUGACAGCCCGUACCCAAAAGAGGCCUUCUCCAUUGCCGAUGAGCGGGGUGGGGAGAAUGCAGUGGAGGGUCCUGUUGAGGUGGAGGACAUGGAUGAGUGCCUGAUAUAUGAGGGCAACAUCUGCCACCACAGAUGUGUCAACACGCCGGGCUCUUACCGGUGCGAGUGCUUCCCGGGAUACGUGCUGCAAGAGGACGCUUUCACAUGUGUGCAAGAGACGGUGGACGAGGAGAACAGACUGAAGGAGGAUGACAGAGCAGCAGCGGAGCCCACUUCACCGCUUCCGCCCCCCACCCAGCCCGCUGUCCCACUCAACCCCUGUGAAGGAAACGGCCCAUGUGAGCAACACUGCACCUCAGUGGGCGGAAGGCCACAAUGCUCCUGUUUCCCAGGAUUCUCCCUUACAUCUGAUGGACGCUCCUGCGAGGACAUAAAUGAGUGUUUGUCCGUGAGGGCCUGCCAGUUGAAUGAGCGCUGCGUGAAUACUGCAGGGAGUUACAUCUGUCAGAGACCGAUCACAUGUCCCCCGGGAUACCAGAUCAACAAUGGCAUUUGCAAAGACAUCAAUGAGUGUGUGCAGGGGACCCAUAACUGUGGGCUCGGCUUUGAGUGUGUGAACACGGAGGGCUCGUUCAGGUGCAACCCCAGACCUCAAUGUCCUGUGGGCUAUAACCAGGACGCACAGGGCAUGUGUGUAGACAUUGACGAGUGUGCCGCUUCGCCCCAGCCAUGUGGUCUGGCAUUUAACUGCGCCAACACUGUGGGAUCCUACAUGUGCCAUAGGAAGAUAAUUUGCAGCCGUGGCUAUCAUGCCAGUCCUGAUGGCUCCACAUGUAUCGAUGUGGACGAGUGUCAGAGCGGUCUGCAUCGAUGUGGAGAGGGCCAGCUGUGCCACAAUCUGCCUGGCUCAUAUCGUUGUGAAUGCCAGACAGGCUAUCAGUAUGACUCAUUCAGAAGAAUGUGUGUAGAUGUAAAUGAGUGCUGGCGCUACCCAGGCCGCCUGUGUGCCCAGACCUGCGAGAACACCCCAGGCUCCUAUGAAUGCUCGUGUACAACUGGCUUCCGCUUAUCCGGCGAUGGAAAGAACUGUGAAGAUAUGAAUGAGUGUUUGGCCAGCCCAUGCAGCCAGGAGUGUGCCAACAUCUAUGGUUCCUACCAGUGCUACUGCAGACAGGGCUACUACCUCCGGGAGGACGGGCACACCUGCGAAGACAUCGAUGAGUGCUCCCAGAGCAUCGGCCAUCUGUGUACCUACAAGUGUGUGAACGUUCCUGGCAGUUACCAGUGUGCUUGUCCUGAGUAUGGCUAUACCAUGUCUCCAAAUGGGCGCUCUUGCAGAGAUAUCGACGAGUGCGCCACAGGGGCCCAUAACUGCUCUCUAGCUGAGACCUGCUACAACAUCCAAGGAGGGUAUCGCUGCCUUUCUCUCGACUGUCCACCAAACUACCGCAAAGGGACGGACACGCGCUGUGAGCGCAUCAGCUGUCCCAACUACCUGGACUGUCAAAACUCCCCUCUGAGAAUCACCUACUACUACCUCAGCUUCCAGUCCAACAUCGUCGUCCCUGCUCAGAUCUUCCGCAUCGGACCCUCCCCCGCCUACUCGGGAGACAACGUCAUCGUGACCAUCACGCGGGGAAAUGAGGAAAACUACUUCAGCACCCGGAAGCUGAACGCCUACACGGGCGCUGUGUACUUAAAUCGACAGGUCGAGGGUCCCAGGGAUUUCUCGAUCACUGUGGAGAUGAAGCUUUGGAGACAGGGGACGUUUACCACUUUCCAGGCCAGGAUCUUCGUCUUCAUCACGGCCAACUCACUCUAACAGUGAGAGACGUGCUGUGGCCACCAUGGACCUUUUCCGUUAACACUAUUUAACAGUGUUAUAAAGUAUACCACUGUCUGUCAUGAUUGGUUUGAGUAGUUAAUCUCGCUUGUUUCCAGUCCAGUCGAAGUUCAUUUUAAAGGAACAGUCCACCCCAAAAUCAAAUAUACAUAUAUUUCCUCUUACCUGUGGUGCUGUUUAUCAGCCUAGAUUGUUUUGGUGUUAGCUGCUGAGUGUUGGAGAUAUCAGC
Molecule: messenger RNA, 4051 nt
Organism: Epinephelus lanceolatus (giant grouper)
Lineage: Eukaryota; Metazoa; Chordata; Actinopteri; Perciformes; Serranidae
Gene: fbln2
Product: fibulin 2
Cellular component (GO): extracellular region
Molecular function (GO): calcium ion binding
Source: RefSeq, a predicted model, not a curated record